AUGAUGGUUUCUGAGAGAAGUGCAUUGGAUGACAAAGUCUUAAGAGUUGUAUUAAGAAAGAAAAUCAAAGAGAGAAGAGGAGGAUUUAAUGGAGAGCAGUAUGGCCAUCUUAAGAAAGACAAAGAUUUUGAGUUAGAAUUCACAUAUAAAUAACACAAGACAACUUCAAUAUUCAGUUCCAUUGAAACAUCUAAAUAAAAUAUUUUAGCAGUACAUUGA
Paramecium octaurelia is the source of this 219-nucleotide messenger RNA. The record is from the annotation of a GenBank genome assembly. NCBI's taxonomy places the organism in Eukaryota, Ciliophora, Oligohymenophorea, Peniculida, Parameciidae.